UAGGAGCAGCAGGUGGCGGAGGUAGUCAGGUUAGGUAGUCAGUGUAUAUUUUGCGAAUGAGCGCAGGUGUAGUCACUAGUUAGUCGCAGGUGCGUACGGACCCACUGCGCGAGGUGUGCGUGCGUCGUCGUGACCCUCGGCUUUCAUUCUUGUGCAGAUCGUGAUCGGGUAAAUGUUCCCACAGUGAUGGUGGCAAAAAAGUUGGUGUUCUGGUUUUGUUGACGAAGGACUGGUUCUAGGACCGUCAAGGACGCCCCGAAAAAGUUUUGAUUUUAGUUGUAGAAAAGCGUCCGUUGUGCUGCAGCCUCCCUCGCUCACAUCGCCUAGGAAGCGCGGGCGGUGGAGAUAACGCCCGGCCGCCCACCGCUGCGAAGUGGCAGAGCGACACACGGAGCCGCGAGUCCUCCUCUCCAGCCCAGCGCCGCCGCCACGCACCCGCACCCACAGCCGCAGCAGCAUCGCCCGCCGGCCGCCACAGAUGCUCAUUCCUGAAGUCGGAGGUCAGCCAACAGCCUUUUCUGUGCCGUCCACCUCCUCCGCCGGCAGCUGGCAGCCCCCCACCAUGACGGCGCUGCCCCCUGCUCUGCCGUACUACGCGCCAGGUAGUCGGGAGAUGUACAGCCCGGCGCGCCCCCUUGGUCCUCCCGCCACAGACCGCCGUCGUGUCGUCUCCCGGAGGAGGCGUCGCGCCCAUGGAGGGCAUACGGUACCCUCCUCCCACCGCCGCGCCGCCGCCGCCGCCGCCCGCCACUACGACCUGGCACAGCACGUCCUCUCCCAACACACAGCCGCCAUGGCCAAGCUCCUCGGCACCAUCCGCCCCCCCGGCAUGAUCGGCGGCUCGAAGCCCAAGGUGGCGACCCCGCAGGUGGUCAACAAGAUCGAGCAGUACAAGCGCGAGAACCCGACCAUCUUCGCGUGGGAGAUCCGCGAGAAGCUCAUCUCGGAGAGCGUCUGCACCAACUCCACGGCGCCCUCCGUGUCCUCCAUCAACAGGAUCCUCAGAAACCGCGCCGCCGAACGCGCCGCGGCGGACUUCGCGCGCGCCGCGGGAUACGGCCUCUACAACCCGUACGCCGCGGCCGCCUCCAUGCCGUGGGCCAACCCCGCCGCCGCCGCCGCCGCCGCCGCCGCCUCCUCGCCCAUCUGGAGCGCCGCCGGAGUGCCGCACCCGGGCAUCCCCUCGGCCGCCUACUCGCCCUCCGCCGCCGCCGCCCAGGCCGCCCUCGGCCUCCACCCCGCCCACGCCGACAAGCUCAGCCUCGCGCCCUCCGUGCAGCCCCACCUCGACCACAGACCAGAGGACGUCGACUGCAGCGAGUCCCGAGGCGAAGGCUCCAGCAGCGACUGCGGCGACGACCGGCCGCCCACCGCCUCCUCCGCCCCUCCCACGCCAGCCUCGCCCACCUCCUCUUCCACGCCCGCGCCCACCAGCAAGAGCAAGAUCAGCUUCAGCGUCGAGUCCCGACUCCUGGCCUCCCCGCCGCCCUCCUCCGCCCACCAGGGCCCCACGCCCGCGAGCCCAGCGCACCCCACGCCCACGAACCCCGGCCAGCCUAACCAGCCCACGCCCGAGGUCGGCCCCUUGGUCGCGCGGGCGGUGCCGGGCUGGCGCUACCCGCGGUACCACCCGUGGCUGCACAACCUCACCCGGUAGAGCCGCGGGACGAUCGCGCCCACGCCCGCGCGCCCACGGCGGCCCAGCGCGGCGCCCUUCUACACAGAACGCUAAACCUCAUAACUACAAACCUCAUUACUCGAAACUAAAAUCAUGUAAACCCAUAUUCUAAUUAACAAAAAUGACAAAAAAUAACUCAUAACCAACAAAAAAAUAAAUAUGGAUUUUUCUUUAUCUUUAACGUGCAAGAGAGAUGGAAAUCCUCGGUCUGUUGUAAUAAUCAAAAUAACGUCCUCAUCAGAAGUCACCCUUGUCUUGAACAACCUGUUAUAGGAGAAGAACAUUCACGGAGAGUUGUUGCGAGAACAUCCAGUUGUGUUCAGGAGGAGAACGGAACACCGCCCGCCCCGCACAGCGAAGAACACUCGCGAACAAAGACCACGCCAGCGAAACGAACAACGCGCAUCGAACACCUUAACCAAACGAGCCCAAAAAGCAUAGAAAACGGACACCAUCGGACAGACCGACGCCAAAGUUCGGUAGCUCGUCUAAAAGUAAACAACAAAAAAAAGUCAGUUUAUUAAAUAACUUCUAACACACCCAUGAAUUUCCCUUUACAUCUGUAACUGCGCAGGGAACGCUCCGAAAAUAAUAAUGAAGCUAAUCAUUUGCAUUCAGGCUACAUAGAAGGAUUUGUGCUGGUAAUGAUCUUGUUCCUGAUUGGACAACAUAAUGGAGUGGGCGGGGCCAAUUGUGCGUUCCUCCUGAUUGGCUGAACUGCGAGAAAAACAAAAGAAGGAAGCAGAAGCAGAGCGAAGAAGCCAGAGACACAAAGAGAAAAUAUUUAAAAAAAUACAUCAAAACUCCGUAACCAACAAAGAAGAAGAAGAAGAAUCAUACGAAAAUAUCACAAAAAAUAAGAUACGAGUUAUUAAAGUGAUAUAUAUGUUUCGUGCAGACAAGGAUAACAAAAUAGACCGUACAAAGAGAGGAAUCUGACGAAAGUGCGCCGAAAUGAUAAUCUUAUUAAAUAAUCUAGAACCACACGACCACUUUUAAAUCUCUUUCGUUCCAUUCCAGUGUUAUUGAAGUUAUUACUAUAUGUUUUUUUAUAUAAAUAUAUUAUUAGAUAGACAUUAAAAAAGAGAGAAAAAAUGGAAUCAAGAAUCGGUUUUUUUACCUUGUGCCCUUACACAUACGAGCUUACACGGUUUUCAAAAGCGUGUUCUCCAGUCACUAGUCUGUAAGUGGAACAAGUACUUUUUUUUAAUUAUCAUUAUCAUCAAUUAUUAAUUAUUGUAUUUUACCACAAGAAGAACCUGUUAGAUAGAUUGUAAGCAGUGUAAAUAAGGUGUAUCUUGUAAGUUUUUUUUUUUUUUUUGUAAAGAAGAGAAAUGUAAUGUAAGAAUUGUACAUACUUUGCGUGCCAACUUUUAGUCCUAUUGUUCACGGCUAUUAUUUAAAUACACUGAGAAAAAUAAA
Penaeus vannamei (Pacific white shrimp) is the source of this 3100-nucleotide messenger RNA. RefSeq names its product paired box protein Pax-2a. Lineage: Eukaryota; Metazoa; Arthropoda; Malacostraca; Decapoda; Penaeidae. The record is from RefSeq and is a predicted model, not a curated record. Gene Ontology annotation, biological process: regulation of transcription by RNA polymerase II; anatomical structure development. Gene Ontology annotation, molecular function: RNA polymerase II cis-regulatory region sequence-specific DNA binding; DNA-binding transcription factor activity, RNA polymerase II-specific.